GUCGACGUCGCGGCGCCUGCACCUGGUGCGCGAAAAUUUAUGACACAGCUAGCUGGAAGCGGAAGAAUGUUUGCACGAGAUUGCAGCGGGCUUCCAGCAAUGCAACAAGAUGCUGAUCUCUUGGCAAGUGGUGCGAACCACCGUCCGGAAUCGAAUCGCGCCACGGGUUCGUCGACCGGAAAAUCGCUCCAGUUGAUCUUCGCAUGCCGGCGCAUGAGGGAACCUGGACCGGUGGAUGAUGAAGAAGCAGACCGUGGAUGUGGAAGGGAUCGGGGUCUUUUUCUGGACCCCGCGCUAUCGUCCUCCUCGGCCGCUCGGAGAAUCUCGAGGCUCGGCUUUGGACCAACCGCAACAGCGCGACUACGGUGUAUCCGGAGUCACUUAAUCACCCAAUAUUAAUAUCGCGGACAGUGCGUCGCGUUUACCCGACAUAUAUAUACAUCGUCCUUCCACGCCGGCUUGUCCAGGCUCGCCAUAUUUUUGGCAAGAAGGUAUAGUGGAUAAAGCGCGAAUACGACGAAUCCGUCAUGUCUGUCAUUUGACGCUUUCUGAACGCGCAUUGGUCAACCGCGAAACAUUACGUAUAAUUGAAUCGCAUUUACGCGUCGUCGCACGUUUAUUUAUCAA
This is a messenger RNA of Temnothorax curvispinosus, 627 nucleotides long. RefSeq lists its product as uncharacterized. NCBI's taxonomy places the organism in Eukaryota, Metazoa, Arthropoda, Insecta, Hymenoptera, Formicidae. The transcript has 2 exons. The record is from RefSeq and is a predicted model, not a curated record. Bases 40 to 399 code for a protein of 119 amino acids.